This is a messenger RNA of Choloepus didactylus (southern two-toed sloth), 3452 nucleotides long. It is a transcript of the gene HEYL, whose product is annotated as hes related family bHLH transcription factor with YRPW motif like. Bases 287 to 1192 code for a protein of 301 amino acids. Gene Ontology annotation, molecular function: RNA polymerase II cis-regulatory region sequence-specific DNA binding; protein dimerization activity; DNA-binding transcription factor activity, RNA polymerase II-specific. Lineage: Eukaryota; Metazoa; Chordata; Mammalia; Pilosa; Megalonychidae. Gene Ontology annotation, biological process: regulation of neurogenesis; Notch signaling pathway; anterior/posterior pattern specification. The transcript is spliced from 6 exons. Gene Ontology annotation, cellular component: nucleus. The record is from RefSeq and is a predicted model, not a curated record.
CCGCGGGUCUGAGACCCGGAAAACCUGCGCUCGCCAUGAAGCGGCCCAGGGAGCCGAGUGGCUCCGACAGCGAGUCCGACGGACCCAUCGACGUGGGCCGCGAGGGCGAGCUAAGACGGUGAGCACCUCGGUGCCAGGGACUGGCUGAAGGUUCUGGGCCACUCAGCACCAGCCCUGGGUCUCUGAAAGCCUCCGCCAAAUGAUUUAUACCUCAAUGCAACCCAGCGAGUCCUCUCUUUUGCACAUCUAAGAGGGCCUCUGAAGCGGGAAACCAUUAGGAAGCCAGAUGGCCAGGCCGUUGUCCACCCCCAGCCCUUCGCAGAUGCAAGCCAGAAAGAAACGGAGAGGGAUCAUUGAGAAACGGCGCCGAGACCGCAUCAACAGCAGCCUUUCUGAACUGCGGCGUUUAGUCCCCACUGCCUUUGAGAAGCAGGGCUCCUCCAAGCUGGAGAAAGCUGAGGUCCUGCAGAUGACAGUGGAUCACUUGAAAAUGCUCCAUGCCACUGGUGGGACAGGAUUCUUUGAUGCCCGAGCGCUGGCAGUUGACUUCCGGAGCAUUGGUUUUCGGGAGUGCCUCACUGAGGUCAUCAGGUACCUGGGGGUCCUGGAAGGGCCCAGCAGCCGGGCAGACCCUGUCCGGAUUCGCCUUCUCUCCCACCUCAACAGCUAUGCAGCCGAGAUGGAGCCUUUGCCCACGCCCACUGGCCCCCUGGCCUUCCCUGCCUGGCCCUGGUCCUUCUUCCACAACUGUCCAGGGCUGCUGGCCCCGAGCAGCCAACUUGCCAUCCUGGGAAGAGUGCCCGGCCACGUCCUCCCCAGUACCUCCUCUCCCACGUACCCCAUCCCAGCCUUCCGAAUCGCUCCCUUACGCCGAGCCACUGGCACCAUCCUGCCAGCCCGCAGGAGUUUCCUGCCCGGUCGAGGAGCAUCUUCCACACGGAGGGCCCGGCCCCUGGAGAGGCCAGCUGCCCCCGUGUCUGUGGUCCCCGGUGGCAGGGCUGCCAGGAGCAGCCACCCGGCACCCCUCCUGCGGUCUUCUCCCUCCCCAACAACCCCUGCCGCCAUGGGGACCACUGCCUACGCAACUGUCCCUGUCCCCAGCCCCUCUUCCCCGGGGCCAGCUCGGCUGUCUGCAGGAGCCAUGCUCUGUCCCUCCUGGGUCUCGGAGAUCGCUGAAAUUGGGGCUUUCUGAUCUGGCUCCCCGCCAGGAGUGAGGAAGAUUCUUUACCCAGGAACUCUAGAAACGGCGCUGCCUUUUCUGCUUUGCAUCCUGUAUUGGCUCAUGUGCAGAGGUAUCUUCUUCACCCAUCAGAGAUCCCUCCUCCUUUGGCCCAUCUCUCCUCCUCACUGCUCGUCCCGGCUUGUCCACCCCGUUCUCCUGGGGCUGAUCUGAGCUCAGAGACUUGGUCCCAUUCCUCACCUGGACAGAUGAGCCCUGGGAGAACAGCUAUGAGUGCACCCCAACCCCCUUUCCUGCCCCACCCAGAACACGUGGUCUGGGAUGGAAGCUUGAAUUCAAAGGGCCCAGUAGCCUGAGGCCUCUGUGGGGAGGUCAGACCCAGCCAGGAUUUAUGACUGACAGCUGCAGCUUUCCCAGGCCACAGGGUCAAACACAGCGUCUGCCUCGCUUCUAUAGGACAGGAACUCAGCAGGGACCACAAGGGGCUCUUCUGGGAACCCUGUCGGCCCUUGCCCACCAGUCUUCAGCCCAUCCCACAGCAGAGAACCACAGGACAGACUCAUUCUCUGCCACGGCCAAAGCCUGGUGAUUUGGGACCCAGCAGAGCCUGCUUCUGCCCUCCUCCCUAGUGACAGACACCCACGCUCCAGCAUACUAACCAUCCCCUGCACGCAGCUGGCCUGAUAAGCCCAGCCGGGAGGUUUCCAGGCCUCAGCCAGGCUCCCCGACGGGGUGUCUUUGCCACCAGGCCUCGGACUGCGCCCCAACCAGGACCCAGCACUGAACCACUGAGACCCAGCUCCCCGCCUUUACCAUAGGCACCAUCCUCAAGCCGUGUGGUCUCCCAUCGGCUGCACAACGUGGAGGGGCCCAGAGAGGAAUCCUCUUGGGAGCCGGCACCAGAUGCUCGUGCUGCCUGGUUUGCAUCCGGCUCACAGAGCCCAGACUGCUGAAACGGCCAAGGACUGUCAGGCUGGAUAUAAAUAACUGUGAGGAGGGACGAGAGGAAGGACGGUCAGCGGCAGCCAGGUCAUCCAAGGUCACACUAUGGGUUGAGGGCCUGAGAUCCUGUUCUGCCAGGAUUCACACAGCUAGCUCUGCUCAGAGGCCCUUUCAUUACCCAGCUCCAAUCCAAGCUGCUUCUCUAACCCUGCGGAACAGCAGAGAUGGACAAGGUCGGGGCAGACCUGGGACUGACAUUCAGCUGGACCAGUGUUGCCAUGCCAGUUGUUAAAAUAUAGACACCUCUGUGCUUCCCCUGAGUCCCUCCUCCCCUCCAACCUGGCUCUUCCCCUGGAGUCCCACUGUCUGAUUGGUGCCUGGCAGACCUGAGGCAGUGGGGUUCACCAGCUGCCAAUUCCUUGGUGACCAUUUCGCACCAGUUAUUAAAUACUCCAGUGUCACCCCUGGGAAGAUCCUCCACACCACUCUCUCCAGUGGCUGAAUUGAGGGGACUUGGAGUUUACAAAAACCCUGGGGUAGGGGUGGGGGAGGGGCCCUUUUGGAGAAAUGGGUAAGAUGGCAGAGAUCAUUGGAGUGACCCAGAAAAGCUCUUUUGAAAAGGCAAAUUCCUUAAGGAGGGAUAAAGAGCUAAAGUAAUUGUUUCACUCCUUGGUGUGAGUUAGUUGGAUCAGAUUGCUUUUGUCCUGGUCCCCUAUGAGAUGUGUGACAGUGAGGAGAGCAGGGUGGGGUCAUUUCAGAGAGUGGGUUACUGGCAGGGAGUAUUCCUGAGGGAGAUGGCAAGAGAGGGAGUGUAGGGCAGUCACACAGGCUCCCAGGAGUUGGGAGAGGGACAGAAGGAGCUGGGCCAGAAGGCAAAGACCAGUCUCGCUGUUCUCACAAAGGGAUGCUCUCAGAAGAUGGAAUGGUACGUCUUCCUCCCCUCCCCUGCCUCCCUGUGCAGUGGCCCACUGCUCCCAGGAUACCAGGCCAGCACUGCAGUCCUGCUGACUAGCAACUUCCUAGCCUGAGAAUCCAGUGUUCACUCACAGUGGGGCCAUGAGAAACACAUUUCAAGUACCCAACCCCAGAAGAAUUUGUUGACACCAUUCACUGGGGCGGAUAUGGCCCAGAACUUUCAGCGUCUUAGUUGAUUUUGGACCUGUUCUCCCCCAGAAAUUGUGGGAAUGGGGAAAGGCAGCUGUGAAUGUGUUUCUGUGGUUGGGGAUUUGCAUCUUUUGUUUAUAUUCCCAAGACUUCCUGGUGCACCCCCACUCCCACCCCAUUAUUGUUGCAAACAUCCAAUAAAGUUGUUUGUUUUUUUAAAAAUUUC